UUUCAUUGGAGAGGGCAGUUAGAGAAUUUCUAGUAAUUUUUCGUUGUUCUCGUCGAACAGGCAGAAGAAUACCCACCCGUCCCCUGACGGCUCUAGUUGAAUAACAGUUAUCUAUCUAGGGCAUUUUUCUUGUUAGUUAUCUCAACUGCCGACCUUUAACUCCCAAGCGUGUAGACACCGUCGAUAUUCCCGCCACAAUGGCCACCCCCUCAAUCCUUGUCGUCGGCGCCGGCGAGCUCGGAACAGCCGUAGCGACAGCACUCGCCAAGCACCCGCACCGCCGCAGAGGCAAAAUCGGCGUGCUCCGGCGCGCCGAGACGCAGCGGUCGGCAGACUCCGCCAAGCAGGCCGAGACGGCGCGCCUCAGCGCGCUAGGCGCAGUGCACGAGACGGGCGACUUUGUCAGCUCGUCCGUCGCCGAGCUUGCCGACGUGUUCCGCCGCUACGACGUCGUCGUUCAGUGCGGCGGCUUCGGACUGCCCGCCGGCACGCAGCUGCGGGUCACGGAGGCCGCGCUGCGCGCUGGCGUACCCCGCUUCUUCCCCUGGCAGUUCGGUGUCGAUUACCCGACCAUCGGCCUCGGCAGCGCGCACGAGUUGUUCGACGAGAUGCUUGAGGUACGCACGCGCCUGCGCGGGCAGACGGCAACUCAGUGGACGAUUGUGUCGACGGGCUUGUUUAUGAGUUUCUUGUUUGUGCCUAGCUUUGGCGUCGUUCAGUUGGACAAGCGCGUCGUGCGCGCGCUCGGCAGCUGGGAGAACCGCGUCACUGUGACGACGCCCGAGGAUAUUGGUACCAUGGUUGCUGAGGCGGCGUAUGUGCCUGGUGACACGGUCAACAGCGUGGUGUUUGUGGCGGGCGAGACUAUCUCGUAUGGCAGGCUUGCCGACUUGUUGGACAGUGUCUCCGAGGCCAAAUUUGACAGGAAGUUGUGGGAUAUAGGGUACUUGUCAUCAGAACUGCAGAGUGAACCCAAUGACUUGAUGCUCAAAUAUCGGAAUAUCUUUGGGGCUGGGGUGGGCGUGGCUUGGGAUGUGGACAAGACGCUAAACCACCAGAGGGGGAUAGCCAUGACCAGUCUGGAAGAAUACGUUAGGGAGAACCGGGACCCUAAGUCACGUCGGUCACGAGUGGACCCCUGAACGUGCCAAUUCCGGAAUGUCGGUCCUCUGCGGUUAAAUU
Molecule: messenger RNA, 1182 nt
Organism: Lasiosphaeria miniovina
Lineage: Eukaryota; Fungi; Ascomycota; Sordariomycetes; Sordariales; Lasiosphaeriaceae
Exons: 2
Coding region: 198-1142 (314 amino acids)
Molecular function (GO): oxidoreductase activity
Source: RefSeq, a predicted model, not a curated record